Messenger RNA from Cheilinus undulatus (humphead wrasse), 1824 nucleotides. It is a transcript of the gene kctd6b, whose product is annotated as potassium channel tetramerization domain containing 6b. The transcript has 3 exons. Gene Ontology annotation, molecular function: protein binding. The record is from RefSeq and is a predicted model, not a curated record. Bases 212 to 925 code for a protein of 237 amino acids. Gene Ontology annotation, biological process: protein homooligomerization. Lineage: Eukaryota; Metazoa; Chordata; Actinopteri; Labriformes; Labridae.
CGCAGUUUUGCUGCAGCAGCUGUCUGGUGAGACCAGCGGCAAACAUCACUGACUGUCUGGCUGCAGUGUGAAAUGCGAACUCUAGGCCGCUAAUUUUGCACAAAAAAAGACUAAAAUAAGCACGAAAUUGAACUGGUGAAAUUCAAGUAAUCCCAAACUGUAGCUGUUCCCUCUCUAUUUUGGUUCUGACCAAGAGGAUAUUAUUCUACAAAUGGAUAAUGGAGACUGGGGCCAUAGGAUGACUACUCCUGUUACUUUGAACGUGGGAGGCCACCUCUACACUACCAGCUUAUCCACCCUUCAGCGUUACCCAGACUCCAUGCUGGGUGCUAUGUUCAGAGGAGAUUUCCCCACAACCCGUGACUCCCAGGGGAAUUAUUUUAUAGACCGCGAUGGAACUCUUUUCCGAUAUAUUCUGAACUUCCUGCGGACGUCUGAGCUCACUCUCCCCGUAGACUUCACAGAGACAGACCUCCUAAGGAAAGAGGCCGAUUUCUACCAGAUUGAACCUCUGAUCCAGUGCCUUAAUGAUCCCAAACCCCUGUACCCUCCUGACAUAUUUGAGCAGGUUGUUGAGCUCUCCAGCACACGAAAACUGUCAAAAUACUCCAACCCCGUUGCUGUUAUCAUCACACAGCUAACCAUAACUACAAAGGUUCACGGCCUUCUUGAAGGGAUUUCCAACAACUUCACCAAGUGGAACAAACACAUGAUGGACACCAGAGACUGUCAGGUGUCGUUCACUUUUGGACCAUGUGACUAUCAUCAAGAGGUGUCCCUAAGGGUUCACCUCAUGGACUAUAUCAUGAAACAAGGCUUCACCAUCCGUAACACGCGUGUGCAUCACAUGAGUGAGCGUGCAAAUGAGAACACAGUGGAGCAUCACUGGACUUUCUGCAGACCAGCUCACAAAGUGGAGGACUGAGUGACUGCAGAGUAGUUGUGGAUGUUUGAUUUGUCCUCAUAUUACACAAAUCAUGAUUAAAGAUGAACAAAUUGACCUAUAUUUCUGUAAUGAAUCAUAAACAAGAUUUUUGUCCUUUCUGUAAUCAAAGUGGUACAAUGUCUAGAACUCAAGAUUAGUCCAGACAGAAAGCACAAAGACACUACAUUUUUGAAUUAUUUAUUUAUUCAUCUUAAUGUAACACUUCUACAUUUUUGAUGAGGUUGACCAAAAAAAUAACAUUCCUUAUGAAACAGAAAGGCCCAGUAAUGUGGAAUGCUUUUAUUUUGGGAACUAAAUAAUUCUAGACCUGUUUUUACAGAUAUGAUUAUGAUUUGAUGUGGAUCUAACACUUGCAUCUGUUAAUUCUGAAGUCAGUAAAAAGUGAUUGUAAAAAGGUGGCCAUGAUUUGAGACUUUGUGCCUACCUGUUGUAUAUUGCCAAACCUAAACUUAGAAAUUAACUAUGUAAUUUUAAAUAUUUGAGGGAAAAGAAGGAAAGCUUGGACCCCAUUCAGUAGCUGCCCCUGUCAUUUUCUAGACAGGAGAGGACCUGAACAAAGAUCUCUUUUGGAUCCUGAGUAGUCAGGAGUGUUCCUUUUUUAAUAAUAGUAAAUUAUGAUUAUCUUUUGCCCAGUUUCUUUCUGGUGAGUUUACAGUAGAUCCUCAAAUUAGUCGUAGUCUUAGCUCUCUAUUAUCUCCUAAUUAUGCUACUAUUUCUUAAGACCCAAGUUGUUGCAUGUGUCUGAGUGUCCAGUCUAUAUAUAUAUGUGUGUGUGUAUGCUGUGUGUGCUUUGCAGUAUUGUCAUAAUGCUCAUAUCAACAGUGAUGUGUUUGAUCACUCCAGCCAAAAUAAACCCAUUUGUGUAUUUGUCACUCAUU